AUGGAGUCUUUCAUUUCAUUUCCAUGGGCCACAGAUAAAUUGGUCAAGGUUUUCAUGGCCAUGGCCUUCCUCUUUGUCUCCUCAUCCGCAGGUAACUUCUCCCAAGACGUGGACGUGACUUGGGGCGGCCCACGGGCCCGGAUAGAGAAUGCAGGUCAAUCCCUUUCGUUGUCCCUCGACAACACCUCCGGCUCGGGCUUCGAGUCCAUAAACUCGUACUUGUACGCGAGGUUCGACAUGCAGAUCAAGCUCGUGCCCGGAAACUCUGCUGGCACCGUCACAACCUUUUUCUUGACGUCACAAGGGCCGGCGCACGACGAGGUGGAUUUCGAGUUCUUGGGGAAUUCAUCGGGGCAGCCAUACACCGUGCACACAAACGUUUACAUGCAAGGCGUGGGCGGUAGAGAGCAGCAGUUCCGGCUCUGGUUCGACCCAACUGCAGCUUUCCACAAUUACACUAUUCUUUGGAACCCACAUCGGAUAAUGUACCUGGUCGACAACGUCCCGAUUAGGGUGUUCAACAACUAUUCGACUUAUGGUGUUCCGUACCCGAGCAGCCAGCCAAUGAAGAUGCAGUGCAGCCUUUGGAACGCAGACGAUUGGGCCACGCAGGGCGGGCGGGUGAAGACGAAUUGGACCCAGGGCCCAUUCACGGCCACAUACCGUAAUAUGAACAUCAAUGGCUGUGUAGUGAGCGGGUCCUGGAACUCCUGUAAUAACGGGUCCGUGAGUAUUAGUAAUCAGACUUGGCAAACGCAAGGCUUGGACACCAAAGGGAGGAAACUAAUCCGGUGGGUCCAGGAUAAUUUUAUGAUCUACAAUUACUGUAGUGACGCCAAAAGAUUCCCCAAAGGCCGUCCCAAGGAGUGCCGGCACCCCAGAUCACCCACCGUGUCCUCCCGAGCUGCCUACACUAGUCGAUGGGGGCCCGAAUCGUCUUCUCGUGUCCUUCCGACCUAUCCAUGCAAGAUAUGUCCUCUCGAGAUGUACAAGAAAGUUGUCAAAUCUCAAAUUAGUUCAACGUGUCCAUUUGAAUCUGCAGCAACCAUCGAGGUCGUAAUCAACUUGAUGUAUCUACUCUUGUCUAUGCUUGCCUUCAGCCUUCAGAUCCCGAAUUAG
Molecule: messenger RNA, 1119 nt
Organism: Striga hermonthica
Lineage: Eukaryota; Viridiplantae; Streptophyta; Magnoliopsida; Lamiales; Orobanchaceae
Source: the annotation of a GenBank genome assembly